Caenorhabditis remanei is the source of this 588-nucleotide messenger RNA. RefSeq lists its product as uncharacterized. Bases 1 to 588 code for a protein of 195 amino acids. The record is from RefSeq and is a predicted model, not a curated record. Gene Ontology annotation, molecular function: calcium ion binding. NCBI's taxonomy places the organism in Eukaryota, Metazoa, Nematoda, Chromadorea, Rhabditida, Rhabditidae. The transcript is spliced from 4 exons.
AUGGGAAACAGCAGCUCAUUGAUGUUAAGAGAUGAAGAAAUCGAAGAAAUCAUGAAUGAAACGGAAUUCAACAGAAACCAAAUUGUUCGACUCUACAGCAGAUUUUUAUCGUUAGAUAAAAAAGGACAAGGAUACCUCUCUCGAGAUGACUUUCUAAAUGUUCCCGAGUUGGCGGUGAACCCACUUGGCGAUCGAAUCGUUGACGCAUUCUUCACAUUGGCCUCGUCAAACGGUGAUAACGAAGAACAGCAAUUGAAUUUCCGUCAGUUUGUCAGAAUUCUCGCCCACUUUCAACCGAUUUCCCGAGUGAAAAAGAAUGCAUUGAACUCGCGAAAAGACAAAUUAUUGUUCGCCUUCAAAAUGUACGACCUGAACAAGAACGACUAUAUCACUCGUGAAGAAUUUAAAGUGAUUUUGAACAGUAUGGUUGGCGCAAAUAUAACAUCUGAUCAAUUGGAUAAAAUUGCUGACCGAACAAUCGAAGAAGCUGAUGCAGAUCGUGAUGGCAAGAUUUCAUUUGAAGAAUUCUGUAGAGCAAUGGAAAAAACGGACAUUGAAGAGAAAAUGUCUAUUCGAUUCCUCAAUUAA